This is a messenger RNA of Fimicolochytrium jonesii, 1117 nucleotides long. RefSeq lists its product as uncharacterized. The record is from RefSeq and is a predicted model, not a curated record. Bases 263 to 715 code for a protein of 150 amino acids. The transcript is spliced from 2 exons. Lineage: Eukaryota; Fungi; Chytridiomycota; Chytridiomycetes; Spizellomycetales; Powellomycetaceae.
GGCCACAUGCCCCGAAUCAAAUCAAAUCGAACGAACUUGAGAAAUCCAACUUGAGCGACGGCCCCUCGUGCUCUGGCGCGCCGCCAAAAACCCUCGCAAGGGCUCAACACUCUCCAGUUCUCAACAACCCCUAAAGGCUCGUGCUCACACGCCAAUUUACCUCUACCGAACGGCGGUCCUCAUCCCACACACUGUCUGGGGCCACUAAGUUCGCCCCGGCGUCCGCCCUAACUGCGAAAUUAGAAACCAACAUCCCACGAAAAUGGCACCAACAGACGACGAAAAACCACCCCAGUCCAUAGACGGCCUCUCCACCACCUCCGAGUCUCCCCAACCUCCACCCGGCCCAUCACCCGAAACCAGCAACAUAACCAAUCCCGGUCUGUCAUUCUGGGAACAACGGCGAGCAGCCUGGGUCUGCGGUCACAAACCAUACCCGGAAGAGGAGGCCGAUAAGGCGAAGGAGGCGAAGGAGGAGCAUUGUGAUUGGGCGAGCAAGAGUCCGGUGCUGAGCGAGGUGCAGCCGGGGCAUAUGGAUGCUAUUUAUAAGUCGAUGGUGGAGGGGAGGAGGUUUGCGAGGCCUGUGCCGUUGCCUUUUGUUGUUGCUGUUUUGGUCGACGGAUGGAAGAAGGAAGGGCUAUGGUCACCUGCGACAGGCAUUGGCGGGGUACAAGCCGGGUACCCACUCGAAGAAGAAUCUCGGCAUCCUACUUGAGAGUUGCGCUCCCGAAGCGUACCAACAGCAACCUAUCAAUACCUCCUGAACCUGGUGAAGCAGCAGGCCCUGUAGUCUGCCCCUCUACCAGCUCAUCGCGACAUGACGAGGAUCACUAGAUGCCGGUCUCUCGGGAGAUCAGACGGUACCGCGAGAACCGGGCCCGCGCGAGAUCACACGGUGGAGCGGAUCGAACGUGGCGAUUGGAGGAGUUGUAUAAGAGGAUAAUCAGCGUCGAGAGGGGGGGAUCUGUACCUCCGCUUUCCCCCUUAGUGAUUCACCUGCGUAUAAGCAUGGAUUUCACAGCAUCGGAGGUGCCUCCCAUUCGGCGCCCCCAAUUCUCCGACCACGCGAACCCACUUCCGGGGCGUCACAGCCCGAAAUUCGAAACUCACCAGAAGC